Trifolium pratense (red clover) is the source of this 1512-nucleotide messenger RNA. Its product is annotated as glutathione gamma-glutamylcysteinyltransferase 1-like. Bases 16 to 1119 code for a protein of 367 amino acids. Gene Ontology annotation, biological process: phytochelatin biosynthetic process; response to metal ion; detoxification of copper ion. The transcript has 8 exons. NCBI's taxonomy places the organism in Eukaryota, Viridiplantae, Streptophyta, Magnoliopsida, Fabales, Fabaceae. Gene Ontology annotation, molecular function: metal ion binding; glutathione gamma-glutamylcysteinyltransferase activity. The record is from RefSeq and is a predicted model, not a curated record.
AUUCAAGAUGGGACUAUGGAAGGGUUUUGCAAAUUGAUUUCAUAUUUUGUGACGCAGUGCGAGGUAACCUUUUGUGGCCUCGCGACCUUAUCUAUGGUCCUCAAUGCUCUUGCCAUUGAUCCUGGCAAGCCGUGGAAAGCACCUUGGAGAUGGUUUGACGAGUCUAUGCUCGAUUGCGUGGAUCCCCUGGAGGAAAUAAGAGUCAGAGGAAUCACUCUUGGGAAGCUGGUUUAUUUGGCCCAUAGAGUCGGGGCGAAAGUUGACUCAUAUUGGUCAUGCCAUAGCACUUUGGAUCAUUUUCGCCAUCAUGUGGCCAAAUGCUCAUCUUCUGACAAGUGUUUUGUGAUAUCAGCAUAUCAUAGAAAAGCACUGAAACAAGUUGGAACUGGUCACUUUACGCCUAUUGGGGGCUAUCAUGCUGGAAAAGACAUGGUGCUUAUUUUGGAUGUAGCACGUUUCAAAUAUGCUCCCCACUGGGUCCCACUCACCGUUCUCUGGGAAGGGAUGAAUUGUGUCGAUGAAUCAACCGGGAUAUCUAGAGGGUUCAUGCUUGUAUCAAGGGCUCAUAGGGAACCUGCCAUGCUGUAUACCCUGAGUUGUAAACAUGAGAGUUGGACUAGUAUUGCAAAAGUCCUGGUGAAUGAUGUUCCUGCUCUAUUAAAAUCAGACGAUGUGAAAGACAUGUGUAAGGUUCUUUCAGUUAUAGUCACAUCACUACCAUCCAACUUUGAAGAAUUCAUCAAAUGGGUCGCGGAGAUCAGGAGGGAAGAGGAUAAUGGUCCAACCUUAAGUGAGGAGGAGAAAACACGAGCUGUUGUUAAGGAAGAGAUAUUGAACCAGGUGCGUAGGACCGAACUUUUCAAACAAGUGGCCUCGUUCAUUUCUACAUUUGAUGGACACACACACCACCCUGCCAUCACGGAUGUGUUUACACUGCUUCUAUUCUCCUUACCAUCUAGAACCUGGGAUGGUAUCACAGAUGACAAGCUUUUAAAGGAAAUGCAAAACCUCGUUUCAAUUGACAAUCUACCUCUAUUACUUCAAGAAGAGAUUUUGUUCUUGCGAGUUGAACUUAUUUCGGAUCUUCUCAUGAUCGAUAAUGGUGCUCCUCCUAAAUGAUGAUGCUCCUCCUCAACUGGAAAGAGGUAGUCAGACACAACGAGCAGGAAGGAAAGUUCUUUUGUUGAAGAUUGAAGUAUUGUUUUUUGCUAGAUCCCGUCAUCUUACUGGCCUGAGUGAGAUGCUAAAUCCUUUUGUUUAGGAAAAUGUUUCCCUAAUGUUUGCUCAGACAUAUUAUGUUAAACUGUCUUUUUGAUAUGAGUUCAAACUCAGUCUAGCACUACUGAUUCCAACUAACUCUGUCUUAUAUCUCCAAACUAAUGUGAAUGUGUUUGUAUUGACUCUAAGUGUUUGAAUGUGUUUGUAUUGAGUAGGAAUUUUCUUCAUUUCUUAAAAGAAGAAAUGAAGGGCUCAUUUGCUUUGGUUUCUGGCAUAUAUAAGUAUUUAUUUUAU